GACUCAGGCCUUUUCCUGUCCCCAGCAGCCGCAUCCUCGCCAGGCUUGGACCAGAGAAGCUGCUCAGAGCUGCCCAUGGCCUCCUCAUGGCCAACCUGAGUCUUCCCUGCAGCUUCCGGCCUGGUUUGGAAGGCCUGAGGACUCCAGGGCCGGCGGCUGCUGCCCCGAGGGACGCGGCCCUAGGCGGCGGCUAUGGGGGCCGCCCGGAUGGCUCCCGGCCUGGCGCUCCUGCUCUGCUGCCCAGUGCUCAGCUCCGCGUACGCGGUGGCAGACACGGAUGACGUCUUUACCAAAGAGGAACAGAUAUACCUGCUGCACCGAGCCCAGGCCCAGUGCGACAAGCUGCUCAAGGAAGUGCUGCAGACCGCAGCCAACAUCAUGGAAUCAGACAAGGGAUGGACGUCAGCGUCCACAUCCGGAAAGCCCAGGAAGGAGAAGACAUCUUCAAAGCUCUACCCCGAGUCCAAGAAAGACAAGGAGGUGUCCGCUGGCAGCAGGCGCCAAGGACACCCCUGCCUGCCUGAGUGGGACUACAUCGUGUGCUGGCCCCUGGGGGCUCCGGGUGAGGUGGUGGCCGUGCCCUGUCCGGACUACAUUUACGACUUCAAUCAUAAAGGCCAUGCCUACCGACGCUGCGACCACAACGGCAGCUGGGAGGUGGUGCCCGGGCACAAUCGGACGUGGGCCAACUACACCGAGUGCCUCAAGUUCCUGACCAACGAGACUCGGGAACGGGAGGUGUUCGACCGCCUGGGCAUGAUCUACACCGUGGGCUACUCCAUGUCGCUGGCCUCCCUCACCGUGGCCGUGCUCAUCCUGGCCUACUUUAGGCGGCUGCACUGCACGCGCAACUACAUCCACAUGCACAUGUUCCUGUCCUUCAUGCUGCGCGCCGCCAGCAUCUUCGUGAAGGAUGCGGUGCUGUACUCGGGCUUCACCCUGGACGAGGCGGAACGCCUCACCGAGCAGGAGCUGCACGUCCUCGCGCAGGCGCCACCGCCGCCCGCCGCCGGCUACGUGGGCUGCCGGGUGGCGGUGACCUUCUUCCUUUACUUCCUGGCCACCAACUACUACUGGAUUCUGGUGGAGGGGCUCUACCUGCACAGCCUCAUCUUCAUGGCCUUCUUCUCUGAGAAGAAGUACCUGUGGGGCUUCACAGUCUUUGGCUGGGGUCUGCCCGCCGUCUUCGUGGCUGUGUGGGUCAGUGUCAGAGCCACGUUGGCCAACACUGGGUGCUGGGACUUGAGCUCCGGGCACAAGAAGUGGAUAAUCCAGGUGCCCAUCUUGGCCUCCGUUGUGCUCAACUUCAUCCUCUUCAUCAACAUCAUCCGGGUGCUGGCCACCAAGCUUCGGGAGACCAAUGCAGGCCGGUGUGACACUCGGCAGCAGUACCGGAAGCUACUCAAGUCCACGCUGGUACUCAUGCCGCUCUUCGGCGUCCACUACACCGUCUUCAUGGCCUUGCCCUACACCGAGGUCUCAGGGACUCUCUGGCAGAUCCAGAUGCACUACGAGAUGCUGUUCAACUCCUUCCAGGGAUUUUUUGUCGCCAUCAUUUAUUGUUUCUGCAACGGUGAGGUACAGGCUGAGAUCAAGAAAUCCUGGAGCCGCUGGACACUGGCACUGGAUUUCAAGCGCAAGGCUCGCAGCGGGAGCAGCAGCUACAGCUACGGCCCAAUGGUGUCUCACACGAGUGUGACCAAUGUGGGGCCCCGAGGGGGACUCGGCCUGCCCCUCAGCCCCCGCCUGCUGCCCGCUGCCACCACCAACGGCCACUCCCAGCUCCCCGGCCACACCAAGCCAGGGGCCCCAGCCCUGGAGACGCUGGAGGCCACCCCCAAGGACGAUGGGUCCCUCACGGGCCCCUGCCCUGGCCUGGAUGAGGAGGCCUCGGGGCCCGAGCGGCCACACCCGCUGCUGCAGGAAGAGUGGGAGACCGUCAUGUGACAGCACCGGGUUGGACCCGUGGGCACGGGCGGCCAGGCAGACGGACCAAGUGACCAGUGGUUGGGCGGCUGCCCACUCAGGGCUGGGCCAGGAGGAGAAACGGGAAAAGAGAAAAAAGAAAAAAAAAGGG
Messenger RNA from Heterocephalus glaber (naked mole-rat), 2077 nucleotides. RefSeq names its product parathyroid hormone 1 receptor (gene Pth1r). NCBI's taxonomy places the organism in Eukaryota, Metazoa, Chordata, Mammalia, Rodentia, Bathyergidae. The record is from RefSeq and is a predicted model, not a curated record. Gene Ontology annotation, biological process: adenylate cyclase-activating G protein-coupled receptor signaling pathway; cell surface receptor signaling pathway; intracellular calcium ion homeostasis. Gene Ontology annotation, cellular component: plasma membrane. Gene Ontology annotation, molecular function: peptide hormone binding; G protein-coupled peptide receptor activity; parathyroid hormone receptor activity.